AUGGAGGAUAUUACCGCCACCUACAACCUCUCCAAUGGUCAUUACUCUGAUUAUGACAGCUUUUACUAUGACAGCGAUGACAUAAUAUACAUGGAGCCCGAAGAAUCAUCAUUUGAUCUCUUCUCCACUGUGUGCUACAGUCUCAUCUUCUGCCUCAGCGUUCUCGGAAACAGCUUUCUCCUCUGGGUUUUGCUGAGGAAACGAGAAACUAAGAGCACUUCUGACUUGCUGCUUCUGCACCUCACAGCCUCUGACCUUUGCUUCACCGUGACCCUGCCGGUUUGGGCUUACCAACACCUCCAUGGCUGGAUCUUUGGGGACUGGGCCUGUAAAAUCAUAAGCGGGAUCUACUUCCUUGGCAUCUACAGCUACAUGUUGUUCCUCACUGCCAUUACUUUGGAUCGCUACGUUGCUGUGGUCCACGCCGUGUCUACAUCUGCACAGGCCCGAAGACGGUUUUACGCCAUCUUGGCCAGCACUGGAAUAUGGCUGGUGUGUGCUGCCACAAGCAUCAAGGACACGGUGAACACUGAGACCAAAUUCAGCUUUGAUGGUGAAAUAAGGUGCGAGGAAGCUUCACAGUCAUUGGCUAUGAACCUGUUUAGCAUCUACUUCCACAUCAGCCUUUUUUUCCUCAUACCCUUCAUCAUCAUCACAUUCUGUUAUGUCCGCAUGUGGAUGACUAUCAGACACUGCAGAAUGAGGGGACGCAACCAGGCUUUGGGGCUGUUGUUGGGGAUAGUUCUGGGUUUUUUCAUUUGCUGGGCACCAUACAAUGUUGUGCUAUUUCUUGCAUCCCUGGAGGAGCUUCAUGUUCAGUCAGUAAGCACCGAUGAAUGGGAGGAUGUGAUGCUUUAUGGGUACUACAUCAGUCACACACUGGCUUACUGCCACUGCUGCCUGAACCCUCUGUUCCAUGUGUUUGGAGGAGAGAGGUUUAGGAGGCAUCUCCUCAUGCCAUGUAGCACCAGGAGGCAGAGCAUCACUUCCAGCAGCCGGCCACCUCCCUCUGUCUCCCUACAGACCUAUGUGUAACCAGCCUUGUAAGGGAGCUUUUGCCGUUUAUGUUUGUGUAGUGACU
Messenger RNA from Myripristis murdjan (pinecone soldierfish), 1081 nucleotides. It is a transcript of the gene xcr1b.3, whose product is annotated as chemokine (C motif) receptor 1b, duplicate 3. Gene Ontology annotation, cellular component: external side of plasma membrane; membrane. NCBI's taxonomy places the organism in Eukaryota, Metazoa, Chordata, Actinopteri, Holocentriformes, Holocentridae. The record is from RefSeq and is a predicted model, not a curated record. The transcript has a single exon. The coding region runs from base 1 to 1035 and encodes 344 amino acids. Gene Ontology annotation, molecular function: C-C chemokine binding; C-C chemokine receptor activity. Gene Ontology annotation, biological process: G protein-coupled receptor signaling pathway; calcium-mediated signaling; immune response.